AAAAGUUGAACGAAUCAGUGAAAUGGGUCACAGCCUUGCCGCAGAUUUGUUUUAGGCUCUUUUCAAAUGUUACGCUUACUAAAACAGUGUUUUUAUUUUGAAGUCCACGGCGUCGAUGUUUUUUAUCAGUUUUCAUCUGCGAUCUUCACGAUGAGCGUAAAAACCGGUGCCAACGUUUGUCCUACGACCGAGGAACGGUCCGGAAGCGUUCGUGAAGUCGGUUCCCAAGCGGUAUGGAGCUUGUCCUCCUGUAAACCGGGUUUCGGCGUCGAGCAGCUGCGGGACAAUUCGAUGGAAACGUACUGGCAAUCCGACGGUCAGUUGCCCCAUUUGGUGAAUAUCCAAUUCCCCCGGAAGACGACGGUAAGUCAAAUCUACAUCUAUUCCGAUUACAAACUGGACGAAAGCUACACCCCGAGCCGGAUAUCGAUCCGUUGCGGUACCCAUUUCAACGACCUGCAGGAGGUCGAAGUGGUGGAUCUGUGUGAACCGUCCGGCUGGGUGUGCAUCCCGAUCAAGGAGGUGCGGGACAUUCCGAUGAGGACGUUUAUGAUCCAGAUUGCGGUGAUCAGUAAUCACCAGAAUGGGCGCGAUACUCACAUGCGGCAAAUUAGGGUUCAUUCGCCAACGGAGGGGACAACCUAUCCGCUGGAACAGUUUGGGCCUUUUAGUACGAUUGAGUUUCAACAGUUUCGUACAAUACGGUAGAAUAGAUGGCUGAGUAUUUAUCACAGCAGAACUUA
Molecule: messenger RNA, 743 nt
Organism: Aedes aegypti (yellow fever mosquito)
Lineage: Eukaryota; Metazoa; Arthropoda; Insecta; Diptera; Culicidae
Product: anaphase-promoting complex subunit 10-like
Exons: 2
Coding region: 67-708 (213 amino acids)
Biological process (GO): protein K11-linked ubiquitination; anaphase-promoting complex-dependent catabolic process
Cellular component (GO): anaphase-promoting complex
Source: RefSeq, a predicted model, not a curated record